UUUUUUUUUUUCCUUUUGUGGGGGGAUUGUAAAAUUGUGUUCAAAUCGCGUAAAAUUUUUCUUCUCGAUUGCGAUUCGGGUUGGAAAUCAAUUAUCCACGUAAAAUCAGCCAACCGGAGGUUGAAACUGGUAUUUAUUAAUGGGCUAACAGUUCUUUCACCAUCUCCCCAAGGCAUACAACCAUUUCCUCGUUACUGGUACAGAACAAGUGUUUGUGUCAUUGUUGUGCUUUUCAAGCCAUUGAAUUUGCUGCAAUGGCAAUUGCCUUCUUUCCUACCAUGAUUUUGCUUUCCCAACUCCUCUACUUCCUUUCUGUUACUAUCUUUUUCGCACUGGGAACUUGUCAAAAUUCUUCUCCUCCUCUAACAAGUUUCUCUGAGAAAAACACCAACCCUUUACCGAUCGAAACCAUUUUCAAGCUUCCUUCUCCAUUGCCCACUUGGCCAACUGGUGGAGGUUUCGCAAGCGGGAAGAUCGAUCUAGGAGGAUUAGAAGUGUGUCAAAUCUCAUCUUUCACCAAAAUCUGGGCAACGCGUGAAGGCGGACCGAAUAAUCUUGGAGCAACAUUUUUCGACCCGUCCCAGAUACCAGAAGGGUUCUUCAUGCUUGGUUCCUAUGCCCAACCGAACGACAAGGCUCUGUUCGGUGGGGUUUUGGCCGGAAAAGAUACCACAGGUGACCCAUCAAAUGGGACUCUAAAGCAGCCAACUGACUACACUCUUGUUUGGAGCAGUGAGUCUGCCAACAUUGCCCAAGAUGGCAAUGGCUAUAUCUGGCUCCCAACUCCUCCCGACGGCUAUAAGGCCGUCGGUCAUGUUGUGACUAACUCGCCUGAUAAACCUUCCCUUGACAAAGUCCGGUGUGUUCGGUCUGAUUUCACGGAUCCAUCCGAAAACGAUGCGUGGAUUUGGGGUAAAGAUAACGGGAUCAAUGUAUACGGUUUUAGGCCGAGUACCAGAGGGGUUCAAGCUCUAGGGGUCCCUAUCGGUACUUUUUUGGCUUUAAAUUCUGGGGCUGUUACGGCAUCCCUACCUUGUUUGAAGAAUGUGAAGGCUAAUUUGUCUUCAAUGCCAAACCCUAGCCAAGUUCAGGCAUUGAUCCAAUCUUACUCUCCUUGGAUUUAUCUUCAUCCAGAUGAAGAGUACCUCCCUUCUUCAGUGAGCUGGUUUUUCAGGAAUGGGGCACUUCUGUACAAGAAAGGAGACGAAUCGAAUCCGGUUUCUAUCGACCCCCUGGGCUCGAACCUACCACAAGACGGCUCGAAUGACGGUGCCUACUGGUUGGACCUCCCGAGCGAUCAAGCAGCCAAACAACAGGUCAAGAAAGGGAAUUUAACAGAUGCAGGGGUUUACUUGCAUGUAAAACCCAUGCUCGGCGCGACAGUCACCGAUGUUGCCGUAUGGGUAUUCUAUCCGUUCAACGGGGCAGCAAAGGCUAAACUCGAGAUAGUUAAUGUCUCUUUAGGAAAAAUUGGGGAGCACAUUGGCGAUUGGGAACAUUUGACGCUGAGGGUAAGCAAUUUUAACGGAGAGUUAACCAGCGUUUACUUUUCGCAGCACAGUGGAGGAAUAUGGCUGAGCGCAUCAGAGCUCGAGUUUCAAGGAGGUAACAAGCCGGUUACCUAUUCCGCGUUACAUAGUCAUGCCUUUAGUCCCAUGGCAGGAUUUGUAUUGGACGGGUCUGGAGGGAUAGGUAUAAGGAUGGACACGGCGAAGGGUGAGGCGGUGAUGGACACCGGGGCGAGGUUUUUGGAGGUGGCAGCGGAGUAUUUUGAUUCAGCGGUGGUUGAACCACCAUGGUUGAACUAUACCAGGGAAUGGGGCCCAAAAAUUGACUAUAACGUUGUAGAUGAAACCAAUAAAGUGGCGAAAGUGUUGCCAUGGUUUUUGAGACAGAAGUUUAGAAAAUUCGUUAGUAGUCUUCCCAAUGAAGUGUUAGGUGAAGAAGGGCCUACCGGUCCAAAAAUGAAAGAUAGCUGGAGUGGAGAUGAAAGGACAUGAUUCAUUAUUAUUAUGAAACAUUUGGCAUCCUAGGUUGUA
Molecule: messenger RNA, 2039 nt
Organism: Rhododendron vialii
Lineage: Eukaryota; Viridiplantae; Streptophyta; Magnoliopsida; Ericales; Ericaceae
Exons: 2
Coding region: 255-2000 (581 amino acids)
Source: RefSeq, a predicted model, not a curated record